Messenger RNA from Lolium perenne, 774 nucleotides. The record is from RefSeq and is a predicted model, not a curated record. NCBI's taxonomy places the organism in Eukaryota, Viridiplantae, Streptophyta, Magnoliopsida, Poales, Poaceae.
AUGUACUCAUCCGAGGGGUACCGCGUACUCGGGACGCGAAUCCCUGCACGGGCGCGCGUGAGGGGCCCCGUGGCCGGCGGCGGAGGAGGCGGAGGUGGAGCCGGAGACGAGGCGUCGCUCAGCAAAGACGGCGCGGCGCCCGAGCUGAGGCUCGAGGGCGACGCAAGCGGCGUCGAGGAGGAUGAACCCGGUGAAGGCGCGUCGCCCGGCGAAGACGGCGCGGCGCCCGAGCUAAGGCUCGAGGGCGACGCAGGCGGCGUCGAGGCAGGCGUCGGCGCGGGUGUCGGCGUGGGGUCACCCGAGACAUGGCUCGAGGGUGACCCGGAGGGUGGCGAGGCAGCGCCCGAGCCGAGCUCAAGGCGCGGCGGAGGACGACGAGGCGGUGCCCGAGUCCGAGCUCGAGGGCACUGUAGCCGGCGGACCUGCCGGGGCAGGGGGUCGACGCCGGGGACCAUCAGUAGGCGAAGGAGGAGUGGCGACCACCUGUCUCUGUGCAAAAGGAAAGCAAUGCUCAUCAAAGUACACGUGCCGGGGGGUGAAGACGCGGUGAGAAACCGGAUCAUAGCAGCGGUAGCCUUUGGUGUUAGCCGGGUAACCGAGGAAAACACACGGAACGGAACGAGGGGCGAGUUUAUGAGGAGUGGUGGCGGCGAUACUAGGAUAACAACGACAACCGAAAAUCCGAAGACCGUCGUAGGAUGGAGGGGAACCGUAAAGGAGGUGAUGAGGUGCAUAGUUCCAGCGGGGACGACACGGACGAAGGUUGACAAGUAG